UAUCGAAUAAACUUAAACUGCCCGGCCACUGUUGUCUGCCCAAUAGGAUUGAAAAAUCUUGGAAAAAUCUCCUGCCUGCCAUGCGGAGUGUUUCUUUUUCGUAGGAUUUUUUCUAGGAUUAUAUGGUUAAUAGUUUAAGGCAUGUAUAAAAACUAGGGAUUUCGGAAAAUGGAGAAAACGGAGAAGAAACCAUACCGAUGCCAGCAUGUUGGCUGCAAUUCUUCAUUCAACAGGCCUUAUAGACUGGCACAACAUCUUCUUAUUCACAACAAUCUAAAAGCUUUCAAAUGUGAUCAAUGUUUGAAAUCAUAUACAAAUAAAAGUCAUUUAAACAGACAUGUACAGAGUGUCCACCAACAUUCUGAAAGAGAUGUGUUGUAUAGCUGCCCAACUUGUCUAAAAUCAUAUGCGAACCGACAAAACCUUAAGAGACAUAUAAAAACAAAACAUACUAUAAAAGAAACAUUUGUGUGUGAUAUUUGUACAAAAGACUUUAAAAAGAAAUAUCAAUUAAAAUCUCACAUGUUCCAGCACACAGGUAUCAAAGCAUUCAGCUGUGAAAUAUGCAUACAAGACUUUAAGAGUCUGUAUGAGAAAAGAAGGCACAUGAAAAAUCACAAAACUUACACUUGCAAUUUUUGUGAAACCCAAUUUGAUAGGUGGUCCAAAUACAUAAAACAUAGAAAAUCUGACCAUGAGCAAAAAGAAUUUAUUUGUGAUAAUUGUGGCAGAAGUUUUAAACAAAGAAUGCAUCUUGUGAGGCAUAUUAAGCGGCACACACAGUUACAAAGUGUUGGGAAGAAGUUUCCUUGUCCUUAUGAAAAUUGUCAAAGGGUUUAUUCAAGGAACAGUAAUUUGAAUCAGCACAUUUUAAUAAAACAUGUAAAAAUGUUACAUGAAUGUUCAGUAUGCAAAUCUCAAUUAAGUACAAAGGCAAAACUGGUGUCACAUAUGAAACGCCAUGAAUCUCCAGAGUCCAAACCACGUCAAGCCAAAACUAAAACCACAGGUCGAAAAUUAAGAAAAGACGUAGGAGUCCCAAAAAUAAAUAUGGCUAUCAAAUUGACUGGUUAUAAUGAGGCUGAGGAAACCAACUGUGUUGGUGGAUUGAUGGAAAUUAGCUUGUAACUUUUCAUUAUUAAAUAUAACAUAGGACAACCUUCAAAAUGCAACUAAGAAGUAGCCAAAUACAAAGCAAGAAUUUAUGGUUUUCUUCAUAUGAGCUGUGAACUAAGAAAACAUGAAUGAUGGCCAUAUUACCUUAAUUUGCUUCUUUGUGUCGAAAGUCACUAGCAGUAUUAGAUUUUAUACUCGUAGCAGAUAUUUAUGAUUGUGUUUACAAACCUAUCUGUAAUUAUUGUGAUUGCAUUAGGUUUCAUAUUUUUACUUUUAAGGGUUAAUGUGCAGUGCACUUUAGGAUUUAUAGGAGUGGAUUUACAAUGACAAAAAACCAUUUUUUAAACUUUUUGUAGUAAAAUAACUAGGUACCUACAUAAAUGUUUUUGUACUAGUUGUAAGUUUCAUGGAAUUUUUUUAUCUAAAAUAUCUUUGCUGUGUGAAAUUGUUGAAGCAUUCCUAUGUCUCUCUGUAAAUAAUGUGCCUGCAGUUUUGUACUUUAUGAUAAUAAAAUACUACGAUUUUGUCGAA
Messenger RNA from Manduca sexta (tobacco hornworm), 1647 nucleotides. Its product is annotated as gastrula zinc finger protein XlCGF8.2DB-like. NCBI's taxonomy places the organism in Eukaryota, Metazoa, Arthropoda, Insecta, Lepidoptera, Sphingidae. The record is from RefSeq and is a predicted model, not a curated record. Gene Ontology annotation, biological process: regulation of DNA-templated transcription. Bases 169 to 1128 code for a protein of 319 amino acids. Gene Ontology annotation, molecular function: RNA polymerase II cis-regulatory region sequence-specific DNA binding; DNA-binding transcription factor activity, RNA polymerase II-specific. The transcript is spliced from 7 exons.